Molecule: messenger RNA, 562 nt
Organism: Camponotus floridanus (Florida carpenter ant)
Lineage: Eukaryota; Metazoa; Arthropoda; Insecta; Hymenoptera; Formicidae
Gene: RpS27A
Product: ubiquitin-40S ribosomal protein S27a
Exons: 4
Coding region: 69-539 (156 amino acids)
Biological process (GO): protein ubiquitination; modification-dependent protein catabolic process; translation
Cellular component (GO): nucleus; ribosome; cytoplasm
Molecular function (GO): ubiquitin protein ligase binding; protein tag activity; structural constituent of ribosome
Source: RefSeq, a predicted model, not a curated record
UAUUAAAUACAUCGUUUCUGGAUCGUUCUCUUCCAUAUUUUCGCUGGUAUAUCGAAGGACCAGCAAUAAUGCAGAUCUUUGUGAAAACACUUACUGGAAAGACCAUCACCCUCGAGGUUGAGGCAUCGGAUACAAUUGAAAAUGUUAAGGCGAAGAUUCAGGAUAAGGAAGGAAUUCCACCAGAUCAGCAAAGAUUGAUCUUUGCUGGCAAACAACUGGAAGAUGGUAGAACUCUUUCUGAUUACAAUAUUCAGAAGGAGUCUACCUUACAUUUAGUAUUGCGUUUACGGGGUGGAGCGAAGAAACGUAAGAAGAAGAAUUACUCCACACCAAAAAAAAUUAAGCACAAAAAGAAAAAGGUUAAGCUGGCGGUGCUUAAAUAUUAUAAAGUGGACGAAAACGGCAAAAUUCACCGCUUAAGACGAGAAUGUCCUAUGGAACAAUGCGGUGCGGGUGUGUUCAUGGCUGCAAUGGAAGAUCGUCACUAUUGCGGCAAAUGCGGAUACACACUUGUAUUUAAUAAGCCUGAGGAAAAAUAAAUAUUUUUCCACAACUGUAAAAA